This is a messenger RNA of Fusarium subglutinans, 1164 nucleotides long. Its product is annotated as pyruvate dehydrogenase E1 component beta subunit. Gene Ontology annotation, molecular function: pyruvate dehydrogenase (acetyl-transferring) activity. The transcript has 2 exons. The record is from RefSeq and is a predicted model, not a curated record. Bases 1 to 1164 code for a protein of 387 amino acids. Gene Ontology annotation, biological process: pyruvate decarboxylation to acetyl-CoA. Lineage: Eukaryota; Fungi; Ascomycota; Sordariomycetes; Hypocreales; Nectriaceae.
AUGUCUCGCAUUCUCCGACCCGCAGCUCGCCUAGCUGCUUCGACCCGGGCUCUUCGCGCUCCCGCUGCCCCUUCCUUCGCCCAGUCCGCCGCCGCUCGCGCUGCUCUUGCUCGACCUGUUGUCUUUGGUUCCGCCCAGACCCGAUCCUACGCCGACGGCCAGAGCUCUGGUGUCAAGGAGGUCACUGUCCGAGAUGCGCUCAAUGAGGCUCUCGCUGAGGAGCUUGAGCAGAACGAGAAGGUCUUCAUUCUUGGUGAGGAGGUUGCUCAGUACAACGGUGCCUACAAGGUGACCAAGGGUCUUCUCGACCGCUUCGGUGAGAAGCGUGUUAUUGAUACUCCCAUUACUGAGUCUGGUUUCUGUGGUCUCGCUGUUGGUGCUGCCCUCAGUGGUCUUCACCCCGUCUGUGAGUUCAUGACCUUCAACUUCGCUAUGCAGGCCAUCGAUCAGAUCAUCAACUCUGCUGCCAAGACCCUCUACAUGUCUGGUGGUAUCCAGCCUUGCAACAUCACCUUCCGUGGCCCCAACGGCUUCGCUGCUGGUGUCGGCGCUCAGCACUCCCAGGACUACUCCGCCUGGUACGGCAGCAUCCCCGGUCUCAAGGUCGUCUCUCCCUGGAACUCCGAGGAUGCCAAGGGUCUCCUGAAGGCUGCCAUCCGCGACCCCAACCCCGUCGUUGUUCUCGAGAACGAGUUGAUGUACGGACAGAGCUUCCCCAUGUCCGAAGCUGCCCAGAAGGACGACUUCGUCAUUCCUUUCGGCAAGGCCAAGAUUGAGCGCUCUGGCAAGGAUCUGACCAUUGUCUCCCUCGGCCGCACUGUUGGCCAGUCUCUUGUUGCCGCCGAGAACCUCAAGAAGAAGUACGGUGUUGAGGCUGAGGUUAUCAACCUGCGAUCCGUCAAGCCUCUCGAUGUUGAGACCAUCAUCCAGUCCGUCAAGAAGACCGGUCGUCUCCUGUCCGUCGAGUCUGGCUACCCUGCCUUCGGUGUCGGAUCUGAGAUCCUUGCCUUGACAAUGGAGUACGGCUUCGACUACCUCGAUGCCCCUGCUGCCCGUGUCACCGGUGCUGAGGUCCCUACCCCUUACGCCCAGAAGCUCGAGGAGAUGUCCUUCCCCACCGAGCAGCUGAUUGAGGACUACGCUGCCAAGGUUCUCCGUCUGUAA